GGGGUAGUUUUGUGUUUAAAGGCCAGAUUGUCUAAACAGGCCAGUAAGAGACUACUCAUCCUGCUGAUUAAACAAAUGACUUGUUUUUCAACAUAAUAAUAAUGUACUUUGGAUAAAAUAAAUGCAGAAGAGCAGAAAGACUUAUUUAAAUAUCACAAAUCUUACUUUUCAAAAGCGUUUGACAGGUAGUGUAGAUGAAAGCAAGGGUGUUUUGUGAUUUUACCUAUCGAAAUAUCACAUCAAAAGUUCACAGUAUUUGAUUCACUCUGGCGUCAUCGGAGAAGACUACACUUCCCAUGAUGCAUCUCUCCAGCGCUGUAGCGGCAGCAGCAACAGAAGGCGCGUCGCUGAUAACAUCGCGCGGAAUGGCUGCGUCUCUGUCCCGUGCUCUGAAAUUACCAGGUAAGAAGGGCCCGGAUCUGGGCGAGUAUGACCCGCUGACACAGGCUGACAGCGAGGAUGAGACGGAGGACGAUGAUCUGGUUCUGAAUUAUCCUCGUAACGGUCUGAACCCGGCGGUGGCUGAUCUGAGGGGCGAGCAGGAGUUGGAUGAGGAGGAGGAGCUGAGGGAGGGGGCGGGGCAUGAUGCAGGGCCUGGGCGGAGUCAGGGCGGAGCCGCAGAGGAGAAGGCAGCGCGGGUGCGAGGGGCGAUGAGAUCCGCAGCGUUCCUGCUGCCGCUGUCCUGCGCCGCUCUGCUGGUGCUGCUGUGUGCGUUUCUCAUCCCCUGCCCACAGGGGGCGCCGCUCCAGACGCAGUGGGAGAGAGAGCUCGGAGACACAGCCGGCGUGACCUCACCUCCCAUUGCAUUGUGGGAUGUGGAUGGGGACGGACUGGAUGACGUUUUGAUUGCCGUUACGAACAUCUCCAACGACAGCCAGCCAAUGAACGCACAAAGCAAAGAGUACAGCGUGUGGGCUCUCAGCGGCGUCGGGGGCCAGCUGCUCUGGAGGAAGUCGCUCAGAGAGCCGUUGAUCUCUGUUCAGUGUGGACUCCAGACAGGAAGUUCAGAUCCACUGCACUCGUCUGCCUGCGUCCUAAUCAGCUCGGGCCACAUGAUCACCAUCAACGCCUCCACAGGAUGGACGUUGUGGACGACGGCUGUAGGAGAUGUGGAGUCUCACGCUGUUCUGCUGCCGGAUCUACAGGGAGACGCCUUUCCAGACCUGCUGAUCGCAACACUGCCGGAGGACAAGGUGUCUGAUCUGGCUCUGGUCCUGAUCUCUGGCCGCUCGGGUGCUCUGAUUGGCCGGCCGGUGAACUUUAACCUUACAGCUCAGGGGAAGCUGAUUGGUCCGCUGCUGCACGAGACGCAAGCGGGAGCCUACUACGUGCUGUUCGGACUGGGAACGGUGGAGGCCGUCUCUCUCUCCCUCAUCUACAGCAGAGCGACGGGUCAGACGGCAGCAUCUCGAGUUCGUCUGAAGGAGCCCAGCUGGGAGCGUCUGAGGAAGAGCAACUCGUCUUCACUCAUUCACAUCAGCAGUGUCUCUGAGCAGGUGGACUUCCUGCUCUCUCUGGUGGUGGGCUCGUGUCAGCGUCUCAGGAAUCUGGACGGAGUGUCAGCGCUGAACUGCAGUCGCAGUGACUGGAUUGUGCUGAGUAACUCCAGCAGACGUCUGUCUGUGCUGAGAGCCAGUGACACUCGGCCCGUCUGGAGCCUCGGCCUCGCCUCCUUGCGCACUCGUCCCGCAGCGGGCCACUUUAAUGACGACGGCAUUCCUGAUCUGCUCAUUCAUCAGUCAGCCAAUGGUGUGAGGAAGGUGAAGAUUGUGGAUGGCGCGCGGGGGCGGAGCCUGUGGGAGGCGGAGUUUGUGUGUCCUCGUCUGGCGGUGGAGGAUUCGUCAGUCCUGAUGGCGUCCGGCCAAUCGGUGUUCCUCUUCUGGGCGGGAGAUCCGCUGGCACAGCCGCAGAACGUCUCCAAGGCAACCCCCCUCUGCAGAUCACAUGACUGGCACAUGCGCUCAGAGCAGCGUCUCAUUGGCUGUGUUUGUGUCCCACAGGUGGCAGAGCCGGUGCUCCGCAAGCUCUUCCUGCUCCACCCGAAGUAUCCCACAAUCCUCCUGGAGCUCAGCAGCACCACAGACACCAUCCUCAGUGCCGCCGUGAGCUACCAGGCGCAGCAGAAGGACGCGUCCUACAUCAGCGUGUCGUCUCGUCCCUCGGCCGGCCGUGCUCUCGGUGCUCAGAUGCUGCAGAUGCUCAGUCUGAGAGCGGCCGUCGCAGACGCCAGGAUCCUUCAGCUCACAGACACAGACAAACCCAGCGCUUUCCAGCUGCGCAAGAUCUUCAGACGCCUGGCCUUCAGACAGUGACGUGUGUCGGACUCGAGCGCUGCAGACCACACACUGGUUGAACAGCAGAGCACACACACACACACACACACACACACACACAAACACACACACACACACACACACACACACACACACACACACUCACACUCACACUCACACUCACACACACACACAGACACAGACACAGACACACACUCACACUCACACACACACACAGACACAGACACACACACACACUCACACUCACACUCACACACACACACAGACACAGACACACACACACACACACACACACACAGACACACACACACACACACACAGGUGUGAAUCCUCAUCCUGGCUGCUCUGUGCUUGUGUCCUGACUCUGGUGUCUGCACGCUGGCUUCGCUGUAGAUAUAGCCCUGACUCUCUGUACAGUAUUUAUGUGUGUGUGUGUGUGUGUGUGUGUGUGAGGGAGAUGUUCACACUCAUAUAUUCGUGUGACACACUGGAGGAUGUUUAGAGAGGAACCUCUGACAGAAGGAUCAGCACAUUUACUGACACUGUGUGAAACACAUGAAACACAAGUGUGAUCUGAUGAUCAGACUACAAACAUCAAACACUUGUGAUUUAUCAGACUACAGUUACCGUUUCAUGGAUCACAUGAUCUUCACACAGUGGCAGUGAAUGACUGAGAAUCUGUUGGAUCUGUGUAAAAUAACCUGUGUUCACAUUCGCUCAGAAAGUCUGGUGUUGUGUGGAGAUUCACUACUAAAUCAGUUCAGGCUGAAGAAGUGUUUCAGUACUGACUCAACUACUGAUGAACUCUGUGUUUCUGUGUCUUUACCAGGCUUUUCUUUCAAACACAAUAAAAGGCACAAACUCA
Carassius gibelio (silver crucian carp) is the source of this 3159-nucleotide messenger RNA. It is a transcript of the gene fam234b, whose product is annotated as family with sequence similarity 234 member B. Gene Ontology annotation, molecular function: protein binding. The transcript is spliced from 12 exons. The record is from RefSeq and is a predicted model, not a curated record. The coding region runs from base 297 to 2312 and encodes 671 amino acids. Lineage: Eukaryota; Metazoa; Chordata; Actinopteri; Cypriniformes; Cyprinidae.